Messenger RNA from Pipistrellus kuhlii (Kuhl's pipistrelle), 336 nucleotides. Its product is annotated as U6 snRNA-associated Sm-like protein LSm3. Gene Ontology annotation, cellular component: catalytic step 2 spliceosome; P-body; U6 snRNP. The record is from RefSeq and is a predicted model, not a curated record. Gene Ontology annotation, molecular function: RNA binding. Gene Ontology annotation, biological process: P-body assembly; mRNA splicing, via spliceosome. NCBI's taxonomy places the organism in Eukaryota, Metazoa, Chordata, Mammalia, Chiroptera, Vespertilionidae.
AUGCUCAGGGAACUUAGUGAGAAUCUCAAGGAAAUUGCGGACGACGUGGGCCAGCAACAAACUCCCAACAGUGUAGAAGAGCCCCUGAAUCUUAUCAGGCUCAGCCUGGAUGAGCAAAUGUCUGUGAAAAUGAGAAAUUGAGAGCUUUAAGGUAGAUUAUACGUAGAUCAACAUUUAAAUAUGAUAUUGGGAGAUGUGGGAGAAACUGUGACUACUAUAGAAAUUGAUGAAGAAAUAUAUAAAGAGAUAUAUAAGUCAACAAAAUGGAAUAUUCCAAUGCUUUUUGUCUGGGAAGAUGGUGUUGUGCUAGUUGCCCCUUCACUGAGAGUUAGUUGA